UAUUAUUUUACCUACAUACACACGACUGCAGUUCGAUAGUGAACAAGCCAACCGUGAAUAUAAUAUACUUUCAUCGGUAUUUUAUAAAACGUAAUUAUUUAUUUAUUAUUACUUGUCUCUUUUGAUCGGCUUUAAAAAAAAAAAAAAAAAAAUUACAUAUAAUUUUUUUCUUCAAAUUACUCCAAAUUAUAAUUUAAUUAUUUUAUAUUAAAAAAAAAAAAAAAAAAAAUCCUUACAACUUAUUACCUCUGCCUACAUUAUUACAUUAAUUUAUUCCGUUAAUAAUUCGCUGUGAAGAACAAAAAUAACAUUAUUUCUCAGAUUUUGCGUCUCGGGUACAUAUUUUUUUUAACGAUGGACGUAGACGCAAACGAUGACAACAUAAUCUGCAAUGACUAUUGCACCGAUCAAACAGAUAUUGUGGACGAAGAUCUACACGAUCACGCGCUUUAUUCAUUUUGCGAGAACAGUCACAAAAACUGGAAGUAAGUAUUAUACGUAUGCCUUUAGAAUAUUGUUUAUAUAGUUAUUAUAUUAUUAUCGAAUUAUAUAUGAAAUAUAUAUAUAUAUAUAUAUAUAUGUAAAUACAAAAAAUAUUUCAACUUUUUAAUUAAUUUCCAUUUUAAAUAUAAUAUAUUGUAUGCACUUAUGCGAUUGAAGUAUAUUAAACCGUAAACCGCAUUUUACAAUAAAAUGUAGCUAUAUUAUAGCUAUAUUAUAACUAUAUGUACUGAUAUUAUACUCAGAAUACUUUACUGACAGACCGUGUUAUCAAUGUGACGAACAUUCAUAUUCUCAAUUCUACGCUCGUAUAAUAUAGGUAAAAAAAUCCAGGAAUAAACUCUGUAUUUUUUACGUUUUAUUUACGUCGAAUAAUAAUUAUUCUGGUCAAAUUCAUGGCGUUAUAACCGUAUUAUAAUAUUAUCUAAAAACGUGUCAACCACGCACGUCGGUAUAUUAUAACAUAUGAAUAUUGUUAUUGUAUCUACGAAACUCGGUACAAUAUCUUUUUUAUCGACCGUUAAUUGUCUGCAAUCUAUAUGUAUAAUAAUAUUGUUGUACAAUCUAAACUCUUCAAAAAUAAUAUCUACUGUUUUAAACCGCAAAGGUCUCGAAAGACUUUUUAUUAACAAUAUUGUAUGGUUUUCUUUUUGUUCCUAAACCUUCCUAUUUAUUAUUGCAUUACGAGUUUAAGAGUUUUACAUUUAUGAAAUAGUUUUAAUGAAAAAUGUACGAAUAUUUGCUUUGCAAACAGUAUUUAAAAAAAAAACCCAUCGCAUAACGUUAAUAUUUUGUAUCAAAGAAACGAAACAAAGUUCAGAAUUUAUCAUAAUAUUGUUGUUAUUAUUAUUUGUAUUUUAAAUUGAUAUUGACAAUAAUAAUACAAAUUAAAAAUUCAAGAGCAAAAACAAUAAACAAUAAUAUUUAAUAUGAAUUAUUAACUAAACAAACGUUCGUCGUAUCGAUUUAUGAAAUCAAACAAAACAUAUUAAACUAGGUAGGUAGGUAAUUAUAGGUAAGUAUAGCUAAUUAAAAAUUGAAUUAUUUUUAAAAUAUACUUUAUAAUAAUGAUAACAUUUUUUUUUAAAAUAUAUUUCGUUGAUUUAUGAUUGUGGAAAACUCAAAACACGGUUAAACAGAUUAUGAUACAUGGGAGUUAAUAUCAAUAUCAUUCGUUAAUGAUACGAGUAUAAUAUUACACAGAACAAGAGCGUACUAAAUUAAAUAACGAUCAAUUAAUUGAAACAGUGGUAUGCGUUAUUCAAAUAAAAUGCCAAAUCGUCUUUUGUAGUGUUAUAGUUUCGUGUUUAUAAUGUUUUUAUACGUUGUAUAAAAUGUGUUAGGUGAGAUUAAGAUGCAGGCCACAAGGGCAGCGUAUUAUUAUUUUGCGCUUAAACACGAUCGCUAUUUUAUUCGAAAAAAAAAAUACUGCAUAUCAUCCGCUGCAUUAUUAUCCUAUAUUUUAUAAAUGUAUAUGCGAUAUAAUUACAUUUGAUAGACAUUUCGAUUAGAGCUCAAAAUAUAUUUCACAAUCAUUUUAACGAUUUUUUGUAGUAGGUAUUUCUUCUCGUCGUAAGUACUGUCUGAAAUCAAAUACGUCUCCGGUUAAUAGUAAAAAAAUAAAAUGAACACAACAAUUGUAUAGUUAAAUAAUUUUCAAUAUUUGAAUAAUUUUUUAUUAACGUGUUCAUAAUAAUAAUAAAACAAAUCUAUCUGAAAGAGAUCUUUAUUUAUUUUAAUAUAAUAUAGUAUGUAUUUCUUUUUUGAAUUCUUAACUAAAUAAUUUAUUAUACUAAAAUAUAUAAAUGCUUUCAUUUAUUUUGUUACCUACUGUAAUCUGAAACAUCAAAAAUUAUAACGUUUAAUAUUUGCUAAUUUGACACUCGUUGGUAAUAUCUAAGUAUCGACGUUUCAACAUUAGGUAAGUACCUACUUAUACUUGUACUUAUACUUACUCAGCGGUACAUACUGUAGCUGUUAGUUUCUUAAUCGCACUCAUAAAGAAUUAUAUAUUAUUUACUUUUCUAUUAUUAAAUAUGUAUAGGAUUAAUUGACAGUUUACUAGUGAUUUUACAUUGUCGGAAGAUUUUAAUAUAUCUUCAUUCAUAAGUUCUAACACUUAACAAUAUUUCCUUGAACAAUAAUCAUAUUGAAAUUUAAACCAAUUCAAUAAAAUUAAAAAUUAAAGUAUGAAACUCUCAACUAUAUAUUAUAAUAAAAUUUAAAUAAUUAUUCAUUACAUUAGCGAAGAUGAACAUUCUAUUGUACCAGUAGAGUCUACUGUCUAUUAAGUAGACAGUCUUCACCCUCCACUGAAUAUAUAAUUUAUGCAUAUCACAAAUUGAAUUCUGUGGAAUAUAAUGAAAUAUCUUGCAAUAUUGGAGGAAAGGAAAUUAUUUAUCUAUUUAAAAGUUUUAGAUUCUAUUCAUUUCUUUAAAAAAUUUAAAAAUAAUACUUAAGAAAAAAAUAUAAAACAUUUUCAUUCCAAAUUUGAGUAAUAUAAAAUAAGUUUAUUUUUUCUUUUCAUAAGUUUACAUCAAAUUAUCCAAACUUAUUUAGUAACAAACUUAAAAAAAGAGCUGAUAUUGGGGACGGGUGCGCGUACUUCGAGACAAAUACGUUUAAAUGAUUUAGCAUUACUGAAAUAUAUUCAUCGUGAUAUCAAUGAUUUGCUAAAACUUGCUAAAACAUCAAAACGAAGAAUAAAUAUUUCAACUUUUAUAUAAUUAGCGCUGUAAAAUAGUAAUAGAAUAUUUAAUAUAUGAUUAUAGUACACACAAUAUUCAAAACAAUUUCAUUUGUUACAUGUUUUGACCUAUACACAUUUCGACGUAUUUACCUUAAAAACAAUGUGUUAUAACUUACUAAUAAUAUUAUAGUCGAGAACAAAUGACACUUACUCUGAGAGGUCAGUUUGGCCUUUUGUAAAUAAUAAAAAAUGUCAAUAGAUAAUGUCGAGUUCUAUAAUUUAUUGCAAACUAAAGUAUAAUCGUAUAAUAAAACAAUACAUUUUACGCGGAUGAAAUAAAAUAUAAAAUAUGGAUAAACUUCUAACGGCACUUUAAAAUACAAUUAAAUUCAAGCACCAUUAAAUUAUAAUGUAAUAUUCUCGAUAAAUGUAUAGAAAGGUCUACCUACCUACCUACCUACUCAUACAUAGUAUAAAGAUGAAUGGAAAACGCUGACAUUAAUAAAAAAAUCAAUCAAUAAAAGAAAUCGCCGAUGUACCUACCCGUUGAAAAGAUUUAUGUCAUUAUAGUUUCUGAGUAUUUUUUUUUUUUUUUUACGAUUUUCAUCAUAAAAUAUAUUUCACGUGUCAUAAUUCUUUAACGUUUAUAAUUCGAUUUAUGCACGGUAGACGUCAAUUGUUACACAUUUUAGGUGUCAAAUAAUAUAAAGUGUUCCCUAUAAUAAUAUAUUUCAUAAUGAUAAAGUUAAAAUUAGAUUUAGAGUAAAAUUUUUUGUUUAGUCAAUUUGUAAUAUUUUUACCAAACUCGAGUAACAAUGAUAAUUGUUUAAGUGUUUGUAAAUGUUAAAUGUGUAAUUUAUUUUUUUUAGAUUAAAAUAAUGAGUUUUAUUUUUAAAAUGUGUUAUACUUUAAAAGUUUAAACAGUGAAAAGCAAUUUCUGUUUUCAUACGUAAUACAUAUAAACCAAUAAACUGGAGUAAAAUAAACAUAUUUUCAUAUUCCAAUAGUUAAAUUUCUGUUUUGAAAAUGAUUCGGCUCGUAUUCUUCUUUUCUGUGGUUCCUUAGAAAAAAUUUAAAAUCGAAAAAUGUUUUUUCGCGAGUAAUGAGAAACUAAUAAUGUAGGUACUUUAAAUAAAUAAAUAAAUAAAAUAAAAACCAAACUAAUAUUUUUUACAAAACAGACAAGAAAUCAAAGAAUUUAAAUAUCUUUUUUAAAUUAAAAUUAGUAGUUGGUAAAUUUUACUCUAGCCUUUUGGUCUAGAACAGUGUUUAUGUUUCCCAACAGGGGGGGGAUUCCUUAAAUGGGAGGAAUUUAAAUACUGCGUAGGGGAUAAUAUAGUCAGGGGCAUGCCCAGGGUGUGGUUUUGGGGGUUCAAACCACCCUAAAAUUGAUUUUCUUAAUGUUUUAAUAAAAUAAUAAACAUGUGUGAUGAUACAUUUUAUUCAAAUAUAAAAAAAAAAAUGCUUGGUAAUCUUAAUUACACUUUCAGUAUCAACUAUGAAAGCAGAAUGACCUUUUUAAAAUGUACGUAGCAUAAAACAUAUUUGAGAUUAACUACCGGUGAAAACCUACUCACAUGAGUAGCUAUUCAUAAUGACAUACUAGUAAACCAGAUAAAGUAGUUUCAAAAUUUAAGUGGUCAUUAAAAGGUUAAAAAUAACUUUCACAUUUUACAAAAUUGGAGAAAUUUGGCAAACUGCUUCCAACCCAUUCAAUGCAUUUAAUAAUUUAAAAAUUAUACAAAGCAAUUUACAAGAGCUAAUUUUUCUUUAUAUUUAUAUUAUAAUCUAUAAUCUAACCCAGUGGAGACCAACCUUUCUUAACAAACGGCUAUAAAAAAAUUAGUAAUUCUUGGCGAACAACGACCAUGACGAGAACUUUUGCUUUAAAGUAGAUAGAAUAUUUUAUUUUAUUGUUAGUACACCUUAAUAAUAUAGGUACCAUUGAUAUAUUUAACUAUUAUUUAUUAUGUUUAUUGAUUGUUAUAAAUGAUAAAAAAAUAAAAACAUAAUAUUUUAAUAAAAGUUUACAUUUUUGAAAUUUGAAGUUAUUUAUUUUUCAAUUUUUAUUUAUACUUUAAUGUGCCGAUUGAUAAACGAUCGCUGGCUGGAUUUGGCCCGUGGGCCCGUUAGUAGUUGGUCACCACUGACCUAAACUAAAUUAAUUAACUUGUAGCAAUAUUGAUUAAAUGUAUUAAACAUUUUAGAAAAAUAUUUCACAUACAUAAUAAGAAAAAUAAUUUUAAUAAUAUUUUAAAUGUUCAAACCGAUUUUAAAAAUAAUAUCCUAUAUCAAUAAAUUUUAGAUAAUAAAUAAUAACCAAAUAAUUUAUAUUUCCUAACAUAUCUGUGUUUAACAAUAGCUCAUUUUAAAUGACCUCUCCUAUUAAAAUAAAUUAUUUCUAUGUAAAACGAUCAAUUUGUGUAAUUUUUCGCUAUGUAUUCCUUUAUUUGUUUUUUCAUAUUCAGUUGCGUUUUACUUUUUGACUUUGUGAUUUUAUCUGACGAUGAAUUUUUAAUUCGAAACCGGUCGUAUAGUAUAUAUUUCAAAAUACUUCAGACGGCGUAUUUAUUUAUUUAAUUAUUUAUUUAUUUAUUUAUUUAUAUAUUUAUUUACGAGCAUUAACCAUUUAAUAAUUUUGUUUUUACUUUAUUAUUUUAUUAUUAAAAAUUUAUUUUUAUAGCGAAAACAAUAAAGUUGGAUACUUAGAAGAACAAUACGAAAUUCUUCAUUCGUCCGUUAUAGCUUUGACGUCACAUUUUUCACAGGUACCUCAUAUAUAGCAAGUUCAAGCAAAAUAUUGUAUUGUUUAUCGUAUUGCACUCAUCUGAUUCUUUAAAUAGCACAGCCAAUUCUUAUGAUUGACAUCUAUUCAUAGGUUUGAUACCUAUCUAAUUCUUUUUUAAUAUUAUAUACUUGUACUAUCAUUUCUAAUUUAAUAAUUAUUUAGAAUAACAAAAAAAAAAAAAUUCUUAGUUAUCAUAGAUAUAUAAAAAUGUGUUUUUUUUUUGUUUUGUUUUGAAUUUAUACAGGUUCAAUUGAGAAUCCAUCAAAUUAUCGAGUCACCGGACGAAGAGAAGAAACAUUUAUUAAAAAAUUUAGAGGAAUUCGCAUUUAAAGGCAUUCCGAAUGUUUACACCAAUUGCUCUUUGAACCAUUUACUUGUAAUUGCCUUCGCUAAAUUGUUACUGUUAAGAGUUCGUUAACAUAAAGAAAAUAUACAGGAGUUUUUCUUUUUUUAGAACGAUGACGAUCAAAUAGUAGAAAAAAAACAUCAAGUUCAAAUAGAAGUAAUCAAAGAAAUGAAAAAACAAUUGGAAGAUUUAGAGAGUCAUAUAUAUAAUAAUAAAGAUGAAUUCGAUCUCCCAGAAAGUUUCGUUGACGUUUUUCGCGAAAAACAAAAUAACAUAAUUAGUAAGCACAAAUAUAUAUUUAUAUUAAAUGCAUUAUUCAAAGUUAAUACGAUAGUUUUGAUUAACAAAAUUAUAUUUUUUAAAUUUUUUUUCUUAUAGACCAAGUAGAAAAAAAAUUAAAUCUUAGCAUCAAAAAUUCUAAAAACAUGUCAGUCGAAGAACUCAAAGAAGAAGUAGACAACGCAAUUCAAAAGGUAAUAUUAUUUAUUUUAAAAAUAAUGCAACCAUUCAUUAGAUUAAAAAAAAGAAAUUCAAAUCAUCUGAUUUGUUAGGAGGUACUCGGUAAGAGCAAAAUUAAUGAUCGAAAAUUAUUUUAAUUAUUUUAUAAUAAACUUAAAUGUUCAUUAUUAUUUUGUUGUAGUUUAUAAAUAUGUAAAUAAUGCAUUUUCGAUAAAGGUCGUUUGUAGGUAAUUUACAUAGUCCUAUUAAAUAUUAUUAAUUAUACCAUUAUAAUACUAAUAAACAUAAUCAUGCUACUUUUAAUAUUAUCAUAUAAUUUAAUAGGUACUCAUCAAAUUUUUUUUCUAUAGCAUUAAUAAUGUUUUAAAAUAAAUUUAAAACACUAGCUGGUUCACGUUAAGUUACCAACAUACUAUGCAUAUAUUAUGGUAGACAACAUAAUGUUAAUUUAUUAGUUACAUUUAUCUGUACCUAGUUUUAAGUUGUUAGUUUUAUUCGUACAAAUCGUUGUCAAAAAAAAAAAACACGCAUAAAAGUAUAUUAAUUUAAUAAAACAAAUUCCCAAACUUAAUUCGGUUGAUGUGGAUUUUUUUUCAGUCUUACAGGGACAUAGUAUACAUUAAUCAUUAUUUUUCUGUAACUUUCGAAACGAUUUUACAUACCACUGCCGCGCUGCCUCCAUCAAUCCCUAUUUUUAUUAACUGUGUAAUAGAUAAGUGAUAAAUUAUUAUUAGUAUUACCACCUCUGACUUUGAUUUAUACUGGAUAAUUUUCUAACUUUCAAUUGUUUAUUUUUUAUUAUUGAAAUCCACUGCAGUGGCGAUAGGUUGAAUUGUAAUUUAUAAUUUUUUAAACACUUAGAGCAAGAACUGGUAUAAAAGUUGUUCACAGAUAAAAAAUAAAACAUUGUUAAACCAAUAAAUUCUUCGUCUGCUUAAAAUCAAAAAUGUUAAAUUUCCUAAAAUUUAUUGGAAAUUAAAUAUAAUAUUAGUUAUACUAUUCAAUAGAUUAUACUUACCUACAUUUGUUGUCAUUAUAAUUUAUGGGUAAAUUAUUUCGUUGAUAAAUUCGAUUUGUGGGUCUUGUAAUCUUUUCGUAAACCGGUUUUUUGAUAUUUCUAUUAUAUUUUAAUAAUCAAUUCGUUUUCAUUCGCUUUUCAUUUUUGAAUCAUAACAAUCAUUUAGAUUUUUCUUAUAUAUUACAACUAAUGAACUACCUAUAUAGAAUAGAAAGAAUUGCAGUAUAAACGUAUAGUAUAACAUUAUCGCGAACAUAAUAAUAUUUUCACACAUUAUGUGUGAAAAUCGCAGAAUUGUGUAACUUUCUUGGCUAUGGUUCUUCUCAGGAAACAAAAAAAAAAAAUCUAAAAUUACAUGUUUGUCUAUUUCAAUGUUAACUUCCAAAUAUACUAAUUACCUACUUAUAAAUUACAACCAAUGAAAUACUCAUACACCAUAAAGAUUAUUUAUUUAUUUAUUAAAUAGUUUAACACAAGACACAAUAAUUAAAGUUUAUAUAUUUACACGCAAAAGGCAAACGAUACAGAUUUUCAUGAAGUUAACAUAAGCAUUUUCAAUUUUGAAAUUGAACCAUGGUGAAAAUCGUAAUUCUUUUAAUCAUUACACGACAUUACACGACAAGUGUCAUAUUGGACUAUUUUUAACGUAAUUUUUAAAAGUUGAAACAUGAAAUCACAAAUUAUUCCUGGAGUUAAAUAAAGGAACAUAAAACCCGAUUUCAGAUAGAAAUGCAGGCCAUUUCAUGUUACCAUAUACCCAAUAGUUUAUAUACAAAAGGUAAAUCAAAAUACUUAUAACGUUUAGCUAAGGAAACUAAUUCAAAAUGGUUAGCAAUAUUUAUGCUCGGCGUAUUUCUAAAAUCCGCUCAAACAUAUGAAUAAAGCGUCUUUGCAGUUUUUCAAGAUUUUCAACAUGACCGUACUGGGAGGGGUCCAACACUACAGAACUAAAUUUCAGAAUCGAUCUUAUACCAAUGAGUAAGAUUAUUAUGGUAACACAUAUUUUAAAAUACGAUCAAUGAUACGGAGGAGGAUAUAGUUCUUGUUCCCUUUGGUCAUGCCACCGCAUGAUUAUCAUUUUUAUUAUGGAAUAAUUUCAAUUUGCGUAUCUAUACCUAUAAUACAUAAAUCAAUAUAAUUAUAAUUAACGUUAAAUGUGAUAUAUUACCAUAAAGUAUACUCAUAAAAAUCUAACAACAACCCUUGUCCUAAUAAUAAUAUUAUAUACUCUAGUGCUAUGAUAAUUUAUGGCCGAUAAAAUCAAAUGGCUAAGUUAAGUAAAGUAGUAUAUAGUAUAAAUCGUGAAUUUUGUAUCGUAGUUUAUCAACCUAUCGAAUUACAUGAAUUAUACAAAUUUAUGGGGGGGAGGCGUUAUCUUAUAUAAAAUAUUACUUUUCAUGGUUCACGUAUUAUAUAGGUAAUUAUAUAUGUAUACUAUAUAAGAGUACUGAAAAUCGAUAAACCGAAACCUCUUAUCAGUACCUACGCAUUUGACAUUGGAUACGAACGGAUUAUGAGAUAAUUGGAUCGCAAAUAAAACGAUAUUAUAAUAAUACGCAUCGUCUUUGCACCCCGACAAUAAAUUACGUAAAAUUAUUAUUUAGUCCCAAGGCUAUAGAUGGAAAUAGAUAUUCUGAGGAAGUUCAACAUUGUUUUCCUGAUCAAUUCUAUUGACGUUCUUAUUGGCGUCACGCUAAAAAUUAUAUCAUUUAUUUUUCAAAUAAUGCAAAGGUCUCCAGAAAUUUCUCAGAUGUAUACAAGCCGGUUUACCUGUAGAAUAUUAUAGGUAGUACCCAUAAUAAAUCGAUGGUGUUUUGUUAAAAGGGCGUCGAGAAAAUUUUACUUUUUUUCAGAAAGCAAAAAAAAAAAACAGCAAAAACAGCUUAUAACGAUGUUUAUCAUGGAAAACAAUAAAGUUACUCCUUAUAAUCAACCUUAGACACGAAUUACACACACAUUGAAUGUGGUAUACGCCCUUUUAACAAAUCAGUGUUGAUUUAAUUAUAUUUUAAAAGGAUGCCCUGAUAUAUUUUAGUCUACAUUAACAAUAUAAUUGUUUAUAUUUAAAUACGUCCUUUUACCAGUUUAUGCUCCUAAUUUUUUUGAUUUUUUUGGUACCAAAAAUGUAUUUUUUGAUUUUUAGUGGUGUACAUUCUUUUAACAAAACACCAUCGAAAUGUGUUUAAAUGUAAAUUUAAUCUAUUUAUAGAGUUUUAAAUAUAUGUUGCAAUUUGAAAAUUAAACGUGGGUACUUUUAAUAAUAAUUUUACUAAUGAAAAUAAGGGUGAAAAAAAAAACAGAAAUAACAGAAAGACUGACGCACUUUACACGAUGGGUAAGUCACUGUUCUAGGUCAGUAAUUGGAAGGUAAGAUAUAGAGGGGAUUUAAUGUAUAUCUGUACGCAACGAUUAAUCAUUGCUAACAAAAAACGAUUCUGAGCGGAGGUUGGUUAGGUUAUACAUGUAUGUUUUGAACAGCCGUAAUAUUUACGAUUUUCGUCAAAAUUUAAAAUUAAUAUUCUUAUAAAAAAAAAUCAUACUUCAUAUCGUUAAUUUUGUUUUUUCUACUAAGUACUACUUAUAAUGAAUCUCCUGUUAAAUUUUCAAGCAUUUCUGUUUGGCCUUGAAAAUUUUAUCCACAGAAUAACUACCUACUAAAUGAAAAUUACGUAAAAACUUCACAUAAUUAAAAUAUCUAUAUACGAGUAUAACUCUAAAAUGACUAAAAUGUUUACAAUUUUACCACAUCUAGAAAGGUAGAUACAAUUUCUUUGUUGGAAUUUCAAGACUCCACUAAUAUUUUUAAUUGAGUAUCAGCAAAAAACAAAAUUAAAAUAAUAGGUAUAUUUAGCAAAUUUCUCGUUUUUUCUACGUUUUCUUUUAGUUUUUCCCAUUUAUUAUGAAAACCCCUGGAAAAAUCAAAAAAUUACCGUCCUAUAUAGUAACACUUCGGUCAGAUUUUCUUUCAGAAAAAGUGCUACACUUGAAAAUUGAAAUAGAAAAUGCUAUAAGAGUUAUUCACAGAUAAAUAAUAAAAAUUAAUAAACUUAUUAUAAAACCAAUACAUUCCUCACUCCGCUUAGAAUUUAAAAAUAAUAAUAAAUCGAUCAUUCUGUAUGUCUUUAGUUAUAAAUGUAUAUUAUAUUGAAUUUCUAAAUUUCGCGAUUAUUUUAUCAGUUAUAUAAUCUGGAAAUACACGGUAGCAUUUUUCGGCGUUUUUAAACGUAAUUACUAUUACGUAUAUUAAGUUAAAUAAUGUGGGAAAAAAAUACAAAUAUAGUUUUUAUAUUGGACGAUAAUAUAAUAACAGUUCAAACGAUUUUAAAAUCACAUCACCAUAAUUUUCAAGGUUUAAAGAUAUUUAAUUAUCACAUUGAUAAUGUAUAAAAUAACAAUAUUAAAUUUAUAUUGUAGACAUAAUAGAUAAAAAUUUGAGAAACAUGAAUAAACGUCAUUUCUAUGGUUAAAAAUUAGUAAAUGAAAAAUUAGUAUGAUAAAUGUGAAUAUUUGUAUUAAUGACGGAGGUAAGUAAAUAAAGAAUAGAUACUCACCUAAAUUAAUUGUAAUUCUUAUUCUCGACAUUAAAAAAGAAUAUUGCUGAACUGGUCCUAUUUAAAUAACCAAUGCCUUUAAAAUAAUUAUUUGUUAACUUUAAUUGAUUUUUUUUUGUUUGUCAACUAAUAUUAUCCGAUUGUGUUUAGCUAGUGAAUCCGAUGAAAGCCACGGAACACUUGGUCGAUCAAUUAAAAACCCAAAUUGCCGAUCUCGAAAGGUUUAUACAUUAUUUACAAAGUGAGUUGAAUCGAUUAAAAAAAUGUACAUAUUCAUAAAAUAAAAUUAUAUAACAUAAUAUAAUAGUGUGUCAAUAGAAUGUCGUUGAUAUUAAUUUGUAUUAUAUUACGUUAUAUCUGUUUUUUUUUUUAUUUUAACUGUAACUUUAUGACACCGGAAAUCACAAUUUCCGUUAUACAUCAAUGCGUUAGUAAAUAUUAUUAUAUAUUUGAUUUUGACAAAGAAAAUUAUUUAUAGAUAUCCAUCCUGAAAAAAAAACCGACAUACUUCUCAUGAUGGGUGGGCCAUUGUUGUGGGUGAAAAGUUGGUAAAGUAGGAUAUGGAGGGGAAUUUAAUUUACACGCAACGAUUAAUAUUUACUAACGAUAAAUGAUUCUGAAAGUAGUUCGGUUAUAGAUGUUUGAAAGACUGUACUAUUUACGGUUUUCAAAUAAUAUAUUUCGUACAUUUUUCCAUUUUUUUCACAUUUAUUGCGAAAACUCCAGGAUAAAUUAAAAAAUUACGUCCCUAAAGUACCACUCCAGGAAAAUUCCAUUUCAGAAAAGAUGUUAUACUUGAUAUUUCAGAGUAAGACUUCUGGUAGAAUUGUUGUACACAAUAUAAACAAAUAUAAAAAAGACUGAAAUAUUCGCUUGUGGUCGGGCCACUGUUAUAGGUGAGAAAUUGGGAGAGUAUAGUAGAAAAGAAAUUUAAUGUAUAUCUGUAAGCAACGAUAAACCAUUGCUAACAAAAAAACAAUUCUGAGCGGAAUUCAGUUGUUAGAAUUGCUUCGUCAACAAUAUAUAUAUAUGUAAUAUAUAUAUAUAUAUAUAUAUAUAUAUAUAUAUAUAUAUAAAUAUAUAAUAAUAUAUAUAUAUAUAAUUACCAUUUUCCCGAUUUUCCAUUUUUCGCUCCGAUUUUCUCCAUUUAUUGGGAAAAAUACUAAGAAAAUCAAAAAGUGACUACCUAGUCAGAUUUCAUUUAAGAAAAAGUGCUAUCAUUUUAAAUUGGAGCAAAAUUGCUGAUAGAAAAAUUGUUCACAAGAUUAAAAAUGUCCAUAAUAUGAUUUUACUAAUACAUACAUUUCGUACAUUUUCUUGUUUUUCCUCAGUUUUUUUCCAUUUGUUGAGUAAACUCCUGGAAAAAUAAAAAGUACCUCCUUAAACUAUCUCCUCAGUCAGAAAAAAAAUAAACAUAAUUUUAAAGCCAUGAGUUUCUUCGCACCAUUCAGAAUCUAAAAUAUUGAGUCAUUAUUAUUUCUAUACGCAAACAAAAAACAAACGGAUAUACUUCGAUGGGUGGGCUAUUGUUGUAAGUGAGAAGUUGGGAAAGUAGAGGGGAAAUUUAAUGUAUAACUGUACGCAACAAUUAAUCAAUGCUAACGAAAAAUGAUUCUGAGUAGAGUUUAGUUGUACACAUUUUAAAAAGUCUAAAUAUUCACGAUUUAAAAAUAAUACAUUUCGUACAUUUUCCCAAUUUUUCCAUUUAUUAUGAAAAAUCAUAAAUUUACCUUCUUAAAAUAUUAACCCGGGAAAAUUUCCCUGAAAUAAAAUUACUAAAAUUGAAAAUUAGAGCAAAAUUUCUAAAAGAAAGUUGUUCACUGAUAAAAAAAAAAUAAAUAUAUUAUUUUAAAACCAAUAUACAUCUAAAAUUAACAACCUACAACCUUUGAUUUUUUUGAUAUUGAAAUAUACGUAUCUCGUAUAUUAGCUGCAUAUUUUAAGUAGGUAGGUAGAUAGUAAAUCAGAUAUUCUGAUUUAGGGCACAUAAGGGAAAUGGAAUCUCGUAUUUUAUAAUGAUGUAAAACGCUUUUUUCCGGAGGAAUAAAGAGAAACAAAUCAAUCUUUAUUUUUAGUGAACUGCGAUAAUAUAUCAUAGUGCUUGUAUUAGUAUAGGUUUAACCAAAUUUAAUAUUGUUGUGCUUCGUGACACGAACAUAAUAAUAUUAUACUAACUCGUAUUUUUCCUUGACAGAGACAAAUCGAUAUAGCAUGUGUAAUAGUAACCCACCACUCACCCGAACGGCAAAAUUACAUUUUUAAAUAAAAAAAUGUUUAGGUUUUUUUAAAUCAUAUUUAAACGUAUGAAGAACAUCACCCUCCCCUCCGCUAGUAUUUUAUAUAUAUUAUUUUAUAUUUUUAUCUAUCUAUACAAAUCUAUUAGUUGUAUUAUGACAUUUAUUUACUCUUUAUUCUUUAUUCUUUAAAUUUAAAUCCAAUAUGAUAUAGUGCAUAACCGAUAGGAGCGAUCGCUCUCUCUGUUCAUUCUCAAAUAAAACCUUAUCAGCUGCAUUAUACUCUUAGCUUGAUUUGUCAUUGAGCUCGUCAUAAUUUUCCAAAUCGCCCCCCUCUCCCCACCCGUUAUCCUGGAUCCACAAAUGUGUAUUGUGUACAACAAAUUAUAAUUACUACAAAUAUUAUAUCUGCCAUUUACAUGUAUUGUAAAUACCUAUUUAUUUUCAGCUGGAAAAAUAAAACUGAAAACACCGGGAGAGAAAAACACUAAAAUAUCAGCAUCCAAAGACAAAAUAAUGUUCGAUCGAAAAUCGAGAGAAGUGGUAAUUUUAUAAAACUUUGGUGCCUAAAGUUAUAAUAUAAAUAUGAGUUUUGAUAAAUCUUUUUUUUUGAAAAUUGGUAACAUAGUCUAUAAUUAUGUAUACAGGAACAGCCUAUAUCACGAAGAUCUGAUACCUGAAAUAGAUUUAAAUUUGUCAAUAUUUUUAAGUUUUUUUUUUUUUUCUUAAAAAUAUUAAUAUAUUCAAAACUAUUUUAGUUGUAAUAAUUAUUUCAAGUUUUUAUUUUGUUAUAAUAAUAACUAAAGUCUUGUGCUAUCAUUUUUCUAUAUUGUAUUUUUCUUCAAACUAAAAAUAACAAAAAUUUCAGUGUUAGAAAUAUUUACCGAAUCAUUAAUUUUCUAUAAUUUUUUAAAGUUUAAAACAAUUUAAAUUAUUUGUAUUACUACUACGAAAUAAAAUCAAUUGAUUUAACACAUUUUUCUAACAAUAUUAAUUUAUAUUUUUAGUUUUGAAAACUAUAGUAUAGAGGAACCAUAAUGCUCUAGAAAUAAUUACAGCAAUAAUAAUAAUAAAAAAGUGAUAGUGAGGAUAAAUGCGUCCACUGUUGUAAUGUAUAACACAUUUAUGUCCGAUGGAUAGUUUUAAGUAAAAACCGUUUUAAAUUCUACUAAUCCAUGUGAAAACCGAUGUUUUCGUGUAACACGGUUCGGUUAUUUUCUAAAUAACAAUGGUUUUCAUUUUAAAUUGAAUGUGUCAUUGAGGGUGAUAGCUAAAAACUUCAGGAUAACGUCAGUUUCCGUAAUAUUUCCUGUUCAUUGUCUUCAUCUAAUAUCUUAAUAACAGCUUCUCGUAUAAAACAACGUGACAAUAUUAUAACGAAUAUAAAUUAUCUAUUUAACAAACCACAACCCAAAGUUCUGCACCGUUAUUAACAAAAACCACAUAAACUUGUUAGUAAAUUAAUUUACAACGGAUUAAUAUCCAUUAAACUAGUCGUAUCCUACACAUGCCUCUCUUAUUAAUUAAUUGUCUGUUUAACUAAAAUAUUAUAGUUGGAUAGGUAAGAAAUAUAAUAAUAAAUCGAUAAAUUAUAAAUACUUAUCGAAAUCCCUAAUUAUAAGAUAUAAAAAUGCCUAAUUCUUUUGGAUAUUGAAAUUAAUUUGCGUCAAAAAAAAUGUACAUAUUUUAAAUUUGAGUUGCAUCUAAAAAAAUUUUUUUUAUGUAAAUAAUGUAAUAUUAUAUUAUAUCUUUUACAUGUUGUCGACAAAACUACAGAAAACAGUUGGCGCGGUAAAACGGUUAACCGCAAUAGUUCAAAUGUUCAUUGGUACUCAGAUAUCUUGCAACCAACGUCAUUUCAAAAAGAACACCCUAAAGAAAACCAUGAAAAUAAAUCAUUGGGGGUAAGUUCAUUACAAUGCGAUUAAUUCAUUAAAAUUUGAUUUUAUUUUUAUUGUACGAGGGGUGGCUAUAAAAUAACGAGACUGGUUACGAAAAAGUGUUUUAUUAUAAAAGUUAUUCUACAUUCAAAUGCUCCCCUUCAAUAUACUCCCCUCCCCUCGCCACACACUGUUUCAUUCGUUUCUUCCAUUGCUCGAGGCAGUGCUGGAAGUCUGUUUUCGUAAGACCAUUCAGGAGUUUCGCCGAUUUUUGUUUCACCUCUUCCAUCUACUCAAACCGGAUUCCUUUUAAGGCAGACUUUAUCUUCGGAAACAAGUAAAAGUCGCAGGGUGCCAAGUCGGGUGAGUAAGACGCGUGUUCGAGUACUAGAGUGCCUUAAGCGGCCAAAUAACGCUUCACGCUUUAUCCUGGUGCAAGAUCCACGAUUUAUUUUUCCACAAUAUCGACCGUUUCUUACGAACUCAUUCGCGCAAUGUUGCCAAAACUGUCAAAUGGUAAUGGUAGUUCACAGUUUGACUCUCUGGAACCCAUUCAGUCAUCACGAUGCCGUUGAUAUCGAAGAAAACGGUUUUGAAUUUGGAUUACGACUGAAUUGGAUUCCGGUGCACUCUCGACCUUCAGAAAAUAAUUUAUGCCACUCAAAAACACGUGCCCGAGAUAGGAAAUCCUCAUCAAAUCCUCAAAAAAUCAUAAAUGUAUAAAAUAUUAGACAACUGUACUUAUACUUAAUCAUUGAUAAUCAUAAUUUAGAACUUUAGAAAACUGAUAUGAAAAAAUCGUUUUUCCCUCAUAGCGAUUACAGAGCCAACUUGGAAUUGGUCAUUGCAGAACUGUUAGAAAUGCUGGCUAUACCUGAAAUACAUGUCGACAGUGAUUAUAUGUCCGAUUCCGAAGGCGCUAUCGUUUCGAUGGAAUGUAACGGGAAAAUCGCUCUAGUGGUUCGAAAACGUUUAGCACCGGCCAUUCAACAUUUAAUACAACACGGUCUCAUGGUGGUAAACUCACAAUAUGUAUAUUUUAUUUUUUUUUUUUUUUUUAAUAAAUUAUAAUUUUCCUACCGUAAAACUCUCGGGUAUAUCUAAAAGUCGGUAAGCCCACUAUUUUUCAGGAAGGGUCACAAAAAGGCACAAACCUGCAAGUAUUAAUUUUACAUGAUUAGCCAUAAUAUAGAAAGCAACAAUAAAUCAUUGACAAAAUGAUUCAAACUGUGCCUAUUAGAGAGCUCAACAUUUAUUGAUGUUAACUGUGAUUAUAUAUAUCGGAGUGUAAAAGAGCUGAAUUCUAAUGCCAGCUUUGGUUAUAGACCGGGCUUCAUUUUCGGGCGGGAAGAUUAUGAAUUUUUAGACAGGUUUUUGGGAUAAUAAUUUACUAAAUAGGUAAAGUGCACGAAAAAUACAUUAUAAAAAUUACGAGACAAUGUUUGUAAUUGAAUUAUAGAUUAAGCAAUUUUGCGUAAUACGUAUAGUCCGUAAUAAAAUUAGUUCAAAUUUCGAGGUUAUAACCUAGUUGUAUCACUGAUAUAUAAUACAACUUUUUUUUAAACUUUAAUUUAUUUAAAAACAAUUAAAUCCUAGAUUAUGUAUUAUAACCUACAUUAUUUAUCCUACAAUUAUAUAAUGGACAGGGCCGUGGAGAGAAAAUUGGGGUCCGGGAGUAGUGACAUACGAGCCCCCCCUUUUUUCCCAUAUUUUACUUUGGAGGUUCACAAACAUUUUUCCUGUGACCACUUGCCAAUUUUUUCCUGCUUUUCAUAGAUCUCCCCCUCUCCCUCUUUAUAUCAUUUAUUAUCCUAAUUUACAUAGCACGCACCUCCAAUUUUUUUUUCGGUGAUUUAAAACCCUUACAGUUUAGAAUAGACCCCUAGCGGUCUACAUAGACCACUUUGGGGACCUCUGUUUUACAUAGAUGUUCGAUAUUUCUAAUUAAAAAUUGAAACACGCCAUUAUUUAAAAUAAUAUCUUUAUUUAUCCUAAAGACACAAUAAAAAAAUAUGUAUUAUAUCAAAUGUACAGCACCGUUCUUCGACUUUUGUUGUCUUAUCUACCUGAUCUACUACGCAAAGAUAAUUCUUGAAAUAAUCAUUUUAAACUCAUUACAUGCUACUUUAUAUCAAAUUAUUUAUUAUUUCUUUGAAACACCAAGCGUACUAUGUACAUGGUGUAUGAUAAUAAGCCGCAUACUUUUUUUGUUCAAAAAUUCAAAUAAUACAAUUAUUUUACAUUAAAGUUUUAUGGGAUACUCGUGGGGGCCCGGAUUUUUCAAAAUUCCAUAAACACUUAUUUUGUUUUGCUUUUUCAAUUCACAUACCGGGCCCGGAGUAAUUCAAUCGCGACCCCUCUCCCGUUCAUCGGACCUGAUAAUUGAUACAUAUACUUUGUUCCUAAGUAUUUAAAUAGAUGACGUGAUUCCUACAUUUAUUUAUUAAUUGGAGCAAGUUUUUUUUUUGGUAGAAAAAAUGCUAAUACACGGGAAGAAAAAAUAAUAAUACAAACAACAACAAAUCACACACAUAGUAAAACCAAAAUAUUUCUCACUCGCUGCGUUCAGAAUCUAAUAUUUAAAGAGGCGCGUAUUUUUAGGGAUACCGCGUUUCUUUUUCUUUUUUUUCUGAAAGAUUGCUAAGCAAAUUUGCUAUUUGAAAAACCAAAUAUCAACAUCUUCAUAAUAACUCUUUUGUUUCAUAAUAUUUUAGGAAAAAAGGCCACGUAGUGCCUUCAAAAUAUUAUCCUCUUUAAAUUCCAUUACUUGUGUUUAUACUCUUAGAUUUUUGUAUAUUAUAUGGGUAUCUGCCUACACAAAAAUAUUUUUACAAUAAUCUUAACUCGGGUUUUUGUAUAUAAUUUCAUCGGAAUUUAUUUCGAAUGUUUUCAAUUUUUAGAUUUACAAUCACCAACUAUAACUAUAUACCUAAGUGUAGAUGAUAAAAAAAAAUGAUUCUAAACCCAUGAUAAUACAGGUGGGUCAAAGCACGAGUGUCGUACCGUUUGUGGAUUGUUUGCAUCCAAAAACGAACAAUACGAAAACGACAAUGCAUGCGUGGGAGCUCAUAUUAAAAUAUUACGAGAUAAAAAAUGGCGAUUAUUUUAAUUCGACGCCUGCCCGCAAACUAUCUCAAAGUUUUAAUUUAGACAUCGAAGGAUGUAAAUCGUCGAUUUCAUACAAACAAGUAAAUUAUUAUUUUUCCUUUUUUUAUUCACCUCUAAUAUUAUAUUAGCAAAUUAACUGUAUUUGUGUUUUUCGUUAACAAAUAUAAUAUUCUUGAUUUAUAUUAUACAGGGUUUACUGUCUAUUAUCGGAAAUAUAAUUUCGUCUCAUUCCCGUUUUAAACGAAGUUACGACUCGUGCUUCAAAGCCUUCAUAUGCGGAGGAUUAAAGUGAGCCACAAUAUUAUACAACUAUGUUGUUCUUUUUCAAAGCUGGGCAAGUUGAUCAAUAUUUUUUACUGUAAUUUAAUUUUUCCAUAAAUAUUUUAAAUCAUAUUGUUCUUAAAUAAAUUAACAACAUGAAUUCGUUAAAAAUAAUAAAAUAACAUUUCUAUGAAAUUUAUAAUAUUUUCAUUAUUCAUUAUUUAUUGAAAUAAAAUAUUAAAGAACUUUAAACAAAUAAUAAUUAAUUAGGAUUAGCUUAUAAAUUACACAGUAAUAAUAUAAGUAUAAUUAUAUAAAAAUUAAUAUACUUGUACAACAAUCGUAUACAGUAUAAAAGUAAGAAAGUAGUUUUACAUAGUACUGUAUACUAUAUAUGUUUCAACCUUGUCGAAAAUAAAUGAAAUUAUCACAUACAAUUGAUUUAGAAUACAUAUCAAGGAUGUCUUCACACGUUAUUUAGUCAUCUAAAAGAUGCUUUUUUUCAUGUACUUUUAGCACUACCCUUACGUUUCUUUUAGACAUACCUAAUAUAAAAUCGCAUAACCUUGGUGGAAGCGUGCGAAAGACCUUAAAUGCCUUCAUGUUAAGUACAAACAAAAAUGUAUGCUUUUUAUACAUUUACCAUUCAAGGCGAAUGUGAACCGUGUGGGUAUCUCAUAGGCCGCAAUCCACUGCUGUUAUAUGAUAGUGAUAUUCAAGUAAAAGUAACUAAUUUUCGUCAAAAGAUAAAUGUAAAAAAUAGGUAUAUAGGUAAAAAGGUUUUUGUACAAAAAAAUUAUAAAUAGCUUAAACAUAGUUACAUUAUAAUAAAAUAACUGAGUUGAGUUAAAAUUAUUAAAAGGAAUAAUUAACGUGCUUUAUAAUUUUGAUUUUUUUUCUUUAGGUAUUUAAAUUAAAAGUUAUACAAAUAAGUUAUAAAAAGUUAAACUUAUAAUUUAACUUUUAGAUAUUUAACUUGUUACUGCCCGGCUUUGUAUUUUUUUAAAAGUUAAUUUCAUAUACCUAGUCGUAUAUGUUUAUUAUUAAUAAAAUAACAACUGAUAUAAUAUUUUCAUAACGCAACACUUUUUGUUUUUAGUUCGAAAAUGUUGGUCAGUUGGUUGAAAUUUAUAUUCAAAUGUCAAUCGUUAAUCGAGCUUUACUAUCAACCUUGGAGUUAUGUAGCGCAGACGGGUAUUAUAAAUAAAUAGUUGUUCACCGUUAUGUUUUAUUCGAUAGCUGCGGAUUAUGUUAAAAAGUUGAGAUAAAAUGCAUUUUAAAAUUAAUUUGAUUCCAGGUUUCGAGGACGCGUUGCAUUCGUUAGAAAAACUGAAUCAAUAUAAUUUCGAUCUUCCGGCAGAUUUAGCUAUUCGACAAUUACAAAAUAUAAAAGAUGCUUUUUAAUAAUUAUAAUAAUACCAUAACGAUAUUUUAAACCAAACUAUUUUUAUAAACCAAAGUAAAACAUUAAUCACCAAGAAUUUUUAUUUCUUAAUAUUUUGACCAUCGUUAUUAUUCAUAGAAUAAAGUUGCGUAAAACAAAAAUUAUGUUUUUUUAUCUGUUUUAUUCCGUACAUUAAAACCGUUAUUAUGUUAUACUAAAAAA
This is a messenger RNA of Cinara cedri, 20441 nucleotides long. The record is from the annotation of a GenBank genome assembly. NCBI's taxonomy places the organism in Eukaryota, Metazoa, Arthropoda, Insecta, Hemiptera, Aphididae.